AUGGCCACACUCCAGAAAUUCAAGCUCUUAGCCACCCAGUGCGCCGUCGCCGGCAGCCCCACUCGCAGCCCUACCACUAGCCCUGUCAUCCACCUCCGACGCCGCAAGACCCUCCGCAUGUUCCUCAGCCGCCCUGACCGCCGCCGAUUCGCUCGCUGCGAGGAAGCUCCUGUAGACCUCGCCGAUGAAGAUCCGACGGAAAUGAACGAAAAGGAGGUCAGAGUUCGACGGAAGCUCAAGGAUCUGUUUGUAUCUUCUCCGCCGCCGGUCGAUGAUGAAAAGAGGCGCCAAGAUGAAGAAAGGCGAGAGCAGGACGGAUUCUCGCCGGCGAUAGCGAAUUCCGGCCUCAGCAGCAGAUUCCGAACGGGUUCGGCAUUCCGACGUGGCGGAACCACAUCUCUCAGACCUGUCUCAUCGGCGUUCCGAUAUAGAUUCCUCAAGAGAGCUUGGCGACCUGUGCUCGUCACUAUCCCUGAGUAG
Neltuma alba is the source of this 480-nucleotide messenger RNA. RefSeq lists its product as uncharacterized. The coding region runs from base 1 to 480 and encodes 159 amino acids. The record is from RefSeq and is a predicted model, not a curated record. Lineage: Eukaryota; Viridiplantae; Streptophyta; Magnoliopsida; Fabales; Fabaceae. The transcript has a single exon.